CUCGUGCACAUGUGUAAACAAGGCAACUUCUAGAAUAACUCACGUUUUACAGCUCAUGUGCCGGUGACAGUAGACUAUUUUCACAGUUUUUAUAAGAUUUGAAAACCACAAAACAGCGUUUCGACGUAUUUGGGUGUAAAAUGGCGUCAACUGCGGCGCAGAGCGACAGCGACGACGGUAUGGACGAGUUCAUGGACAGAUUUAAGAGCCAGAGGUAUAAACAAGGCUUCACUGAAAACAACUGGGAAGAGGAGUUCAACAAAAUCCCCAUGUUCAUGAAAACAGCCCCCGAGGAGAUUGACCCACAAAAAUUCCCAGAACUAGCUUGUCUGCAGUCCAUUAUCCACGAUGAAGACCGACCUCCAGAGGAGCAAGCAAAGUGGCUGAAAGAUGAGGGUAAUGCAUAUUUCAAAGAGAAGAACUACCAAAAGGCCGUGGUGUCCUACACAGCAGGUUUGACCAAGAAAUGUGGGGACCAGGAGCUCAACACUGUUCUCCUCACCAACCGAGCAGCCGCACACUUCUAUCUGGGUAACAUGCGCUCUGCCCUGAAUGAUGCUGCAGCUGCAAAGAAGAUCAAACCAGACCACCUCAAAGCCUUGAUCAGAGGUGCUCAGUGUUGUAUAGAGCUACGUAACUUUCCAGAGGCCGUCCAGUGGUGUGACGAGGGGCUCAAUGUCCAUCCUACUGAGAAGAAGUUGUUGGAGCUGAGAGCAACGGCAGAUAAACACAAAAGAGCAGCGGAGAGAGAUGCCAGGAAGGCCAAGGCCAAAGAAAAGAAG
Stegastes partitus (bicolor damselfish) is the source of this 782-nucleotide messenger RNA. RefSeq names its product tetratricopeptide repeat domain 4 (gene ttc4). The transcript is spliced from 6 exons. Gene Ontology annotation, molecular function: Hsp90 protein binding; Hsp70 protein binding. Gene Ontology annotation, biological process: protein folding. The annotation marks the transcript as partial. NCBI's taxonomy places the organism in Eukaryota, Metazoa, Chordata, Actinopteri, Pomacentridae. Gene Ontology annotation, cellular component: cytosol; nucleus. The record is from RefSeq and is a predicted model, not a curated record.